Messenger RNA from Engraulis encrasicolus (European anchovy), 1695 nucleotides. RefSeq names its product beta-1,4-N-acetyl-galactosaminyl transferase 1a (gene b4galnt1a). Gene Ontology annotation, molecular function: acetylgalactosaminyltransferase activity. The transcript is spliced from 10 exons. The record is from RefSeq and is a predicted model, not a curated record. Gene Ontology annotation, biological process: ganglioside biosynthetic process. Bases 1 to 1593 code for a protein of 530 amino acids. Gene Ontology annotation, cellular component: Golgi membrane. NCBI's taxonomy places the organism in Eukaryota, Metazoa, Chordata, Actinopteri, Clupeiformes, Engraulidae.
AUGUUGUCCCACAAGAAGAAGGUACUGAUGGCCAUGGCCACGGUGGGGCUGGUGGCGGCUCUGAUCCGCUCGUGGACGCCGCGGCCCUACGGCGCGGUGGACGUGCGGCCGAAGCAGGAGGCGCGGAGGGUGGAGAGGCUGCUGGAGGAGCGUCUUCUGGUCUCACAGAACAAGUACGGAGACGUGCCCUACCGCGUCAAGGACAGCGUGCUGAGUCUCCUAGCCCGCAAUGGGUGUGUGUGUGAGGGAGAUGAGCGGACUAUCAACAUCCCCUAUGCCAACCUGCUCUUCCCCCGUGUGUCGGCCCAGAACCUCAACACCGCCUUCAAGGACUCGGAACUAGAUGAGGUGAAACGACGGCGGGCACAGGAGUACAGCAGCUUCCAGAAGAGGUCCCAGACGGCCGCUGACCUGCUGAUUGUAGCAGAGGCCAAUAGCCCGCUGCAGUACCCCACACAGGGGGUAGAGGUGCGGCCCCUUAAGACCAUCCUUAUACCAGGAUUGGCUCUGGAGGAUAGAAUAAGAGAGCGAUAUUCGGUGAAUUUGACGGCCACUAUGGGCACGUUUGACAUAGCUGCCUUCGUGGAUGAGGUCAGCAUCCGAGGGGAGGGAGAGAUGAACAUCAGCUUGUCCAGUCGCUACCUGACGGCCCUCAACCGCCAGCUCCAGUUCAUCACGUACACUAAUACCCUGUUUCACCCCAACACCGCAGACACAGUGCAGUUUGUGACUGAUGGACACCAGGCUGUGUUCACCAUUAAAGUUCGCCACGGUCUCACCCCGAAGCUGUACAACCCAGGACCCAAAGGAGAAUACAACGUGAGUGCUCUUGUCACCAUAGCGACCAAGACGUUUCUCCGCUAUGACAAGCUGCAGGAUUUGAUUGACAGCAUACGGCAGUUCUACCCUACGAUCACCAUUGUGGUUGCCGAUGACAACGAGCAUCCCAAGCCCCUGACUGGUCCUUACAUAGAGCAUUACAUCAUGCCCUUUGGGAAGGGUUGGUUUGCGGGGCGUAAUCUGGCCGUCUCCCAGGUGACCACCAAGUAUGUGCUGUGGGUGGACGAUGACUUCAUCUUCACGGCCAACACCAAGCUGGAGAAGCUCGUAGACGUGCUGGAGACCACCACCAUAGACCUGGUUGGAGGAGCGGUGCGGGAGGUGACGGGCUACAAGGCCUCCUACCGCCAGACGUUCUCCCUGGAGCAGGGCGGAGAGGAGGGGGACUGCCUGCACAUCCGCCGGGGCUACCACCACGCCAUCAAGGGCUUCCCCAACUGCGUGGUGGUGGACGGGGUGGUGAACUUCUUCCUGGCGCGCACGGACAAGGUGCAGCAGGUGGGCUUCGACCCACGCCUGGCACGGGUAGCGCACCUGGAGUUCUUCAUCGACGGCCUUGGCGUUCUGCAUGUGGCCUCCUGCGACGACGUUAUCGUCAACCACGCCUCCAAGAUAAAGCUCCCCUGGGGCCAAUCGGAGAGUGACAAGGCCUACUACAAGUUCCGCUAUCCGCUCUCGUCCUCGGACACGGCCCAGACCCGCAGCAGCCUGCUCUACUUCAAGAACCGCUUCCAGUGUCUCACUCACAACUGACCUCCACACACACACACACACACACACACACACUCACGGCGCUGUAGUGCCCCCCCCCCUCCCUGCCCCAGUUCUGUUACCCCUCCCUCCUCCACUUUGCCC